This is a messenger RNA of Magnolia sinica, 4464 nucleotides long. RefSeq names its product ABC transporter B family member 15-like. The transcript is spliced from 7 exons. Lineage: Eukaryota; Viridiplantae; Streptophyta; Magnoliopsida; Magnoliales; Magnoliaceae. Gene Ontology annotation, biological process: transmembrane transport. Bases 183 to 3959 code for a protein of 1258 amino acids. Gene Ontology annotation, molecular function: ABC-type transporter activity; ATP binding; ATP hydrolysis activity. Gene Ontology annotation, cellular component: membrane. The record is from RefSeq and is a predicted model, not a curated record.
UCUUCCAUUUGGCAACCUUCACUUGGAAAAAUACGAAGGCUGCAGAGGAGUUUGAGAAAUAAAGGAUGGUUUAUGAGGCGAUGAAGCUCUUCUCUCCAAAAUCCUAGUAGAACAAGGCUUGUUUCUUCUUCUUUCUUCUCCUUCUUGUAAUUUUGUUGAUUUGGUGCAUACACCAAAACAAGAUGGAGAAGGCCGAGAGCGGUUCAGUUUUCCAGCUCUUUCGGUUCGCGGAUCGGAUGGAUAAGUGGUUGAUGUUGGUGGGGACGGUCGGAUGCAUCGGCGAUGGUUUGAUGACCCCACUUACCCUGUGGGUCAUGAGUACCAUAAUCAACAGCUAUGGAGCGGUUGAUGUCUCUUUUAAUUAUGAUGUGGUGAACAGGUUUGCACUGAGGUUGCUCUACGUGGCCAUCGGUGUGGGAUUAGGCGCUUUCGUUGAGGGAGUGUGUUGGACCAGAACUGCAGAAAGACAAACUUCUCGCAUGCGAAUGGAAUAUUUACAAUCCGUCCUCAGACAGGAUGUAGGUUUCUUUGAUACUAAUGCCACUACUUCUACAACAUAUGAUGUGGUGACUGCCAUCACUGCUGAUUCCCAUAUAAUUCAAGACGUUAUGAGUGACAAGAUACCCAACUUCAUCUCCAAUGCCGUCAUAUUCAUCUUCACCACAGUUGUAGCUCUUAUACUGUCAUGGAGGCUGGCUUUGGCCUCCCUCCCAUUCUGUCUCUUCUUCAUUAUCCCUGGUGUGGUGUUUGGGAAGUUCAUGAUGGACAUGGCGAUGUUGAUGAAGGAUGCCUACGGGGUGGCAGGCGGGAUUGCGGAGCAGGCGAUCUCAUCGAUAAGGACUGUCGUGUCUUAUGUCGGGGAGAGCCAGACGUUGGAGCAGUUUAGCCAUGCGCUUGUGCGGAAUAUGGAGCUGGGGAUAAAGCAAGGACUCAUGAAGGGAAUGGCGAUCGGGAGCAUUGGCAUUCUGUUCGCAAUGUGGUCAUUCCAGAGCUGGGUUGCAAGUGUGCUGGUGACUGAGACAGGAGCUAAAGGUGGCAGCGUUUUCAUUUCUGGCCUAAGUAUCCUAUAUGGAGGAUUGGCUGUCUUGACCGCGCUUCCAAACCUCACAUACAUUGCAGGGGCCACAGCCGCUGCUACUAGAAUAUUCAAGAUGAUUGAUAGGCUCCCUGCUAUUGAUUCUGAGGACGAAAGAGGUAUGGUCCUAGAAAAUUUGAGAGGAGAAAUUGAGUUCAGGAAUGUGGAAUUCACUUACCCGUCAAGACCAGAUUCCUCCGUCCUACAAGGUUUGAAUCUCAGAGUGAUGCCCGGUAAGACAGUGGGCCUUGUCGGGGGCAGCGGUUCUGGUAAAUCUACUGUAAUAGCAUUGCUCGAGAGAUUUUACGACCCAGUGAGUGGAGACAUUUACUUGGACAGGAAGAACAUAAAGAGAUUUCAGCUCAAGUGGUUGAGAUCUCAGAUGGGUCUGGUUAGUCAAGAGCCAGUCCUCUUUGCAACCUCCAUAAAAGAGAAUAUACAGUUUGGCAAUGAAGCAGCUUCAAUGGAGCUGGUUGUCAGUGCGGCCAAGGCUGCUAAUGCUCACGAUUUCAUCACGAAAUUACCCGACGGAUACUUCACUCAUGUGGGCCAAUUUGGAGUUCAGAUGUCAGGAGGGCAAAAGCAGAGGAUCGCCAUUGCAAGGGCAUUACUUAAAGACCCAAGAAUACUAUUGCUCGACGAAGCAACCAGCGCACUUGAUGCACAAUCCGAAAGAGUGGUACAGGAUGCAUUGGACCAGGCCUCAAUAGGAAGAACAACAAUAAUCAUUGCACAUCGGCUCGCCACUCUCCGUAAAGCUGAUACUAUAGCAGUAGUUCAAUCUGGGAAGGUGAUCGAGUCAGGUUCACAUGAUCAGCUCAUGCGAAUGAACAAUGGAGGAGGUGGGGAGUAUGCAAAGAUGGUCCAAAUGCAGCAAUCAACAAUGAAAAGCGAAGCAUACAAGCCUUCUCCAAUGCAUGACAGGAACAAGUACAGGAAUAUGUAUAUGAAGAGCCCAAUGAGUGUGAGAUCGAGCAAUCAUACAAGCCCAGCAGUGUCGUUCGUCCAUAUGGGUAGCCCAGCUCUGUCUUUCGUCCAAGCAAGCACUCCGAUCAUAUCAUCGUACGUCCGUGAUCAGCACUUGAGUGAUCUGAAAGAAGCAGUGUCUAAGAAUUCUUCUUCUCCUUCUCAAUGGCGCCUGCUUCGAAUGAAUGCGCCAGAGUGGAAAACAGCAUUGCUUGGGUGCCUUGGCGCCAUUGCCUUUGGCGCAGCUCAGCCAGUGCAUUUCUACUGCAUUGGGUCGAUUCUCUCAGUUUAUUUUCUGGAUGAUAACAAACGCAUCAAAUCCCAGACCAGAUUGUACUGCUACUUAUUUUUAGGCAUAGGCCUGUUCUGUGUGGUGGCCAAUGUCAUCCAGCAUUACUAUUUCGCGAUCAUGGGAGAGGGGCUGACCAAGAGGGUGAGGGAGAAGAUGCUCGAGAAGCUGCUCACCUUUGAGAUUGGAUGGUUCGAUCGAGAAGAAAACACUAGUGCAGCCAUCUGUGCACGAUUAGCUGCCGAGGCCAACAUGGUACGGUCCCUCGUCGGUGAUCGCAUCUCUUUGCUUCUUCAGGUCACUGCAACAGCCACCUUAUCAUUCACGUUAGGCAUAGUGGUCACAUGGAGACUAGGGGCAGUGAUGAUCGCGAUGCAGCCAUUGAUCAUAGGCUGCUUCUAUUCAAGGAGUGUCCUGAUGCAGAAAAUGUCCGAAAGAGCACAAAAGGCGCAGAAUGAAGGCAGCCAAAUAGCAAGCGAGGCCGUGGUGAACCACAGGACGAUCACCGCAUUCUCUUCUCAGGGAAGGGUGAUGGGCCUCUAUGAAAAUGCGCUGGAAGGCCCGCGGAAGGAAAACAUCAAACAGUCGUGGUUGGCGGGCCUUGGUCUGUUUGUGUCCCAGUUUGCUACUACAGCCAGUGUAGCAUUGGCCUAUUGGUAUGGUGGGAAGCUAAUGAUUCAAGGAAAGAUAACACCCAAACACUUGUUUCAGGCUUUCUUCAUCUUGGUCAGCACAGGGAAAGUGAUUGCCGACGCGGGGACCAUGACAUCCGAUCUGUCCAAGGGUAGUGGGGCCAUUAGAUCAGUGUUUGAAGUUUUAGAUAGGAAGAGUGAAAUUGAACCCAAUGACCCACAAGGACUGAAGAUCAAGAAGAUGAUCAAGGGCCAUGUUGAGCUGAAAAACGUGCAUUUUGCUUAUCCAUCAAGGCCUGAUCAGAUGAUAUUCAGGGGCCUCAGUUGCAAGAUUGAAGCUGGGAAACAAGUAGCAUUGGUUGGUCAGAGUGGGUCUGGUAAGUCGACGAUCAUUGGCCUGAUUGAGAGAUUCUAUGACCCACUAAAGGGGUCAGUGGAGAUCGAUGGGCAGGACAUCAAGAGCUAUAAUCUGAGAAGUCUAAGGAUGCACAUCGCAUUGGUUAGUCAGGAGCCUACUCUUUUCGCAGGGACUAUCCGUGAGAACAUCGCGUAUGGAAGAGAGAAUGCUACAGAAUCUGAGAUAAUGGAAGCUGCUGUUCGUGCCAACGCUCAUGAUUUCAUCAGCUCCAUGAAGGAUGGUUAUGAAACAUACUGUGGAGAGAGAGGGACCCAGCUAUCUGGCGGUCAGAAGCAAAGGAUCGCUCUAGCCCGAGCAAUACUAAAGAACCCUGCAAUCCUGCUCUUGGACGAGGCAACCAGCGCAUUGGAUACAGUAUCUGAGAGCUUAGUUCAAGGAGCACUGGAUAGGAUGAUGGUGGGUAGAACAUGUGUGAUUGUGGCCCACCGCCUAUCCACAAUCCAGAAGUCAGAAUCUAUAGCAGUGAUAAAGAAUGGGAAGAUUGUGGAACAAGGUUCCCAUUCCAAGCUACUUGCUAAAGGACCGGGUGGCGCUUACUUUGCUCUGAUCAAGCUCCAGAAAGACAACAACAAAGCUUAGAAUGGAAUUUGAAUUGAGAUGAAAGCAUCACUACCAACAUGAUCCUUGUUUUUAAAUGUGAGAGCAAUACUAAGAUACUUCAAUUUAUUUAUUAUAAGAGAAGAAUGCGUGAAUGUCAAAAGCGCAAAAUGGUGCUUCAUCCCAGCUUAAUCCAGUAGGCCUUCUAAUUUUGAAGUUUGCUAUUUCGAUUUUGAAAUUCUAAGCUCUAAAUGUUGGGUUUGAAUGUGCAUGGGAUUUGGAUUGUUGAACCUGUGAUUUUGUAGACAGGGGAAGGGCCAUUAGAUCGACCAAAUGGGUAUUUUUUUUUUCCACCAAGAACCACCCUUGAUGAGGCCCACAUGAUGAACAAUUCUGAUAACUGUGGCCGAGAUGCAGUAAGCUACACUAUUGGAAAAAGAAAAAAAAGAAAAAGAAAAAGAGUACCACUAAUGAUUCAUAGCUUAGAAACCCCAAAAUAUGACUCAAUAUUCAUGCGAGUAGGGUCGAAUCUGAUACCGGACACGAU